Molecule: messenger RNA, 1627 nt
Organism: Molossus molossus (Pallas's mastiff bat)
Lineage: Eukaryota; Metazoa; Chordata; Mammalia; Chiroptera; Molossidae
Gene: PRDX6
Product: peroxiredoxin 6
Exons: 5
Coding region: 77-751 (224 amino acids)
Biological process (GO): cellular oxidant detoxification; cell redox homeostasis
Cellular component (GO): cytosol; mitochondrion
Molecular function (GO): peroxiredoxin activity
Source: RefSeq, a predicted model, not a curated record
CCUCCUUCUUCCGAACCCGCCGGCUGGUGCGUGUCGCCGCUGCGCCUUCUCGUGCUCCCGCGUCACUGCUGCCGCCAUGCCCGGAGGUCUCCUUCUCGGGGACGAGGCUCCCAAUUUCGAAGCCAAUACUACCGUCGGCCGCAUCCGCUUCCACGACUAUCUGGGAGACUCAUGGGGCAUUCUCUUCUCCCACCCUCGGGACUUUACUCCCGUGUGCACCACAGAGCUGGGCAGGGCUGCGAAGCUGGCGCCAGAAUUUGCCAAGAGGAACGUUAAGCUGAUUGCCCUUUCGAUAGACAGUGUCGAAGACCAUCUUGCCUGGAGCAAGGAUAUCAACGCUUACAACUGCGAGGAGCCCACAGAGAAGUUACCUUUCCCCAUCAUCGACGACAGGCAUCGGGACCUCGCCGUCCUGUUGGGCAUGCUGGACCCAGCAGAGAAGGACGAGAAGGGCAUGCCCGUGACGGCCCGUGUGGUGUUUAUUUUCGGCCCUGACAAGAAACUGAAGCUGUCCAUCCUCUACCCAGCAACCACCGGCAGGAACUUCGAUGAGAUUCUCAGAGUAGUGAUCUCUCUCCAGCUGACGGCAGAAAAGAGGGUUGCCACCCCGGUGGACUGGAAGGUUGGAGAUAGCGUGAUGGUCCUUCCAACCAUCCCUGAAGAGGAAGCCAAGAAACUUUUCCCUAAAGGAGUCUUCACCAAAGAGCUCCCAUCUGGCAAGAAGUACCUGCGCUACACGCCCCAGCCGUAGUUCUCCCCGAGGAGCUGGUGCAGGAGAUGCUUGCCUGGCACCGCGAGCCCGGGGGUGCCCGCGGCGCCGCCAUAGAAACAUCCCGCUGUGCUCACAGCCACGGUCUCUAGGUUGCUAUACUACUGGCUUAUUAAAUGAAAAUGGCACUAAAACUCCGUGGGAUUCUUUGCUUCGUGCCUUCACCAGCAUUGUGUUCUGCCCAGGUGUCCCAGCGCCCUCCCAGCCCUCUGACACGGUCUGUGUCUGAGACAGAUCGUGUUGGAUCUCUGCAGGGCUUGUGCUCAGCAGGGCAGGAUCCUGGAUGGUCAAACGCUGCUUUCUCCAUCUGGGAAUGACCGUCGUGUUCGUUGUUGUCGCUGCUGCUCGGCUGUUCUAAUCAAACCCUCUCCUCCGUUACACAUUUUGGGGAGCAGCAGAGGUGGAGGUGCGAUUUCCUCUGUCCAUCUCGAAGUAUAUUACCUUAGAAGCUAGAGUAACUGCAUAGUCCUCAACACUCAGUGUUCUGAUCACAGCUAAGGGGAAAAGCUUUUCAAUUCUGUACUUUUCCAGGAGGCAACUGACGUGGGAGGAGCAGGGAGAGAGAUCUUUAAAUAUUUUGCUACGAAAACGUUUUGGUAACUUUCUAUCAAGAGGGAGGCUCCAGAAAGGGCUCCGCUCCCUGUGCUGGUGCAGCAGAGGUCUGAACAGAGCGACAGUGCCACCUGCCUGUCACCGCGGGCAUUUCCGCGGCAGCCUUUCCGCCCCAAGGGCUCACCUUGGGGAGGGAGCAGAGGAGGGCUGCAAAUGUUUGUGCAUAGAAAUACUGCCCGGGGUGGGGCAGCACUGUCUGGAUUUUGCUCUUUGGGGAUCUAGCGAAUAAAUCCUUUGUUAAAACUG